CAAAUAUACCACACACACGCACACUUAUAUUUGAAGAAGAAAAAAAAAUCAACCCAAAAAAAAAAUCAAAUCACUGAAUUUCAAUGCAUCAAAUUAUCGAAUGACAUUAUUAUGAAUUGUGUCGCAGUUAAAUUUUUCCAACAAAACAACAAUUUUCUUCAAUCAAUUUAAUACAGACCUUUAUUGAUCGAUCGAUUGAUUGAUUGAUUGAUUAAGAUUUCUAUUCCGGUUCUAUUUAUCUUUAAUUUUAACCAAAGAUUAAUCAACCAAAAAAAAUAAAAACAUUCAAUUCAAAAUGAUUAAAUUGACAGAAUUUCCACCAGUCACCUAUAGUUCAUCAUUUGUAUCGUAUUUCAUUCAGAAUACAAAUAACGACAAUGAACGAUGUGAUGAUAAUGUUGUAACGAAUGGCCAUCAUCAUCAUCAUCAUCACCAUAAUCAUAAUCAUAAUCACCAUCAUCAUAACCAUCAUAAUCAUCAUAACCAUCAUAACCAUCAUAAUCAUCGAUCUAAUCAUUCAAUACGGUUACGUUGGCAACAAUUGGCUCGUGAUGCAUUUCAAUAUUCUUUACAAGAACAACAACGUCAAAAACAACAACAACCGCAGCAGCAGCAAAAACAUCAUCAUCAUCAUCAUCAACACCAAUUAGAAAUGUCUAAUAAUUUUGAUAUAAUCAAUAAUCAUCAUCAUCAUCAUCAACCGAAUCAAUUCGAUAUAUUACAACAGAAUCUAAUUGAUCUCAUUGCUUUAAAUUCCACUGGUUUAAAUCCCAAUAUAUUCGAUCAUCAAUGGAUACAAUUAUCUGGUCAUGAAGAUUCAUUUGCAUUAGCUGGACCUGGUACUAUAUGGAAAAAACAUUCAUCCGAUUCAACUGAAAUUGAUGUUUAUGAAGCAUUAAGUUUAGAACCAAUAGCCGAAAUGAUACCAAAAUUUUAUCGCAAUGUUCAAUAUAAAGGCGAUAAUUUUAUUGAACUAGAAGAUCUUUUAUAUCCAUUUAAAGAUGCAUCUAUAAUGGAUAUAAAAAUGGGUACACGUACAUUUUUAGAAUCUGAAGUAAAUAAUACGAAAUCUAGAAAUGAUUUAUAUGAAAAAAUGUUACGAUUAGAUCCAAAUCAAUUGACUGCCCAGGAACAUGAAACAAAAUCUGUUACAAAACUGAGAUAUAUGUUGUUCCGUGAGAAUCUAAGUUCAUCAUCCAAUCUGGGUUUUAGAAUUGAAGGUUAUAAGGUUGGCAACAAUGUUAAACACAAUAAAAAUCUACAUACAAUUAAAACCGAACCUGAUGUACAGACAAUAUUGGAAUCAUUUUUUCAAAACAAACGUUCGGUUUGUCGUGAAAUUCUUGUCCGUUUACGAUUGUUACGAAAAUAUUUUGAAUCAUCACCAUUUUUUCGUCACCAUGAAAUUAUUGGAUCAUCAUUAUUAAUCAUUUAUACAGCUGAUCGUGCCGGUGUUUGGAUGAUUGAUUUCGCAAAAACCGUACGUAUUCCUCAAGAUUGUCAGAUUAAUCAUAGAGAUUCAUGGCAACCGGGUAAUCAUGAAGAUGGAUAUCUAUUCGGUCUUGAUAAUCUGAUUCAUAUAUUGACCAAAGUUUUGGAUCAUUCAAAGAGUCAGCCACAAUCAUGAUUUGUUUAGCAUGAUUGAUAUAUAACACGCCAACCUUUACCUCAAUAUAUAAUACAAGGCCCUAUGUGGUUUUGAUGUUAUUGGCAACUUUUUCCGAUGAUGAGAUUUCGAAUCGAUGUUUUUGAUGAUUCAUAUUUUGAUUUACGAUUGGGAUCUUCGAUAUUCAAGUGUAAAUAUUUGACCUUCUUUCAUCGGAUCUUUCAUCACCUUUUUUUUAUCUAAAUUGUUUAUUUUUAAAUGAACACAAAAUAAAGAAUUGAUCAUUUAGA
Messenger RNA from Dermatophagoides farinae (American house dust mite), 1896 nucleotides. NCBI's taxonomy places the organism in Eukaryota, Metazoa, Arthropoda, Arachnida, Sarcoptiformes, Pyroglyphidae. The record is from RefSeq and is a predicted model, not a curated record.